CCGAGAGAGAGAGAGUCAACCAAAAAGAAAAAAAAACAGUCACUCUUCUCCAAACAAUUUUCAAAGUUUUGUUUUUAGUUUUUCCUCGAAAACGGCGUAGUAUUUAUAGCUUAAUCACUCGUUCGAAACCUCCUUCUUCAAUGACGAUGGAUGAUAUGGAGAUUGAGAGCGCCGCUGCUUCUUCUCCUCUACCUUUCGCUAGAAGUUAUCAAGUGGAGGCGCUUGAGAAAGCUAUGAAGCAGAACACGAUUGUUUACUUGGAGACUGGCUCUGGCAAGACUCUUAUUGCUAUUAUGCUUCUUCGUAGCUACGCUUACCUUUUCCGCAAACCUUCUCCUUGUUUCAGCGUCUUCUUGGUUCCUCAAGUUGUUCUCGUCACUCAACAAGCUGAAGCGCUGAAGAGGCAUACGGAUCUAAAAGUGGGCAUGUAUUGGGGAGCCAUGGGGGUUGACUUUUGGGAUGCUUCAACAUGGAAACAAGAAGUCGAUAAAUAUGAGGUUCUUGUGAUGACGCCUGCCAUUUUGCUCCGUGCAUUAAGACACAGUUUUCUGACGUUCAACAUGAUCAAGGUUCUAGUAUUUGAUGAGUGUCAUCAUGCUGGGGGUAAUCACGCCUAUGCUUGUAUCAUGAAGGAGUUCUAUCACAAGGAGUUAAACUCUGCAACUUCAGUCGUACCACGGAUAUUUGGGAUGACUGCAUCCCCUGUGAAAACAAAGGGUGAAAACUUGGAUCGCUACUGGAAAAGGAUUCAUGAACUCGAAACUCUAAUGAAUUCAAAGGUCUAUACAUGUGAAAAUGAAUCUGUGCUUGCUCGGUAUGUCCCCUUCUCUACUCCGAGUUUCAAGUACUACCACCCUAUGGGAAUACCAAGCUCUAAACGCGCAGGCUUGGUAGCGAAACUUGAAAAGCUAGCCACAGAGCAUCUCCUAGCCCUUGCAACAUUGGACCUCAAAUCCUCCACUAUUAAUUCUAUAAAGAAGAGACUGUCAAAGAUAUGCUCAUCUAUAAUUUAUUGUUUGGAUGAACUUGGAAUUUGGAUGGCGCUUAAGGCUGCUCAGUCACUCUCAGCCAGUCAGAACGACUUUGUCUUGUGGGGCCAACUAGAGGAGUUUAGCGAAACCUCUAUAAAGAAGUUCUGUAGUGAUGCUUCACGGGCCAUUUUAGCUUACAUUCCUGAUGGUCCUAACUGGAGUGUUGCUAACAUAAAAGGAAAUGUGGAGGCAGGUUUGAUAACAUCAAAAAUAGUCUGCCUUGUUGAAUCUCUUCUUGGUUAUAGCUCCUUGGAGAAAAUAAGGUGCAUCAUAUUUGUGGAAAGGGUGAUAGCAGCUAUUGUUUUGGAGUCCUUUCUGGCUGAAAUUCUUCCAACCUAUAAUAUCUGGAAAACUAAGUACGUUGCAGGAAAUAACUCCGGCCUGCAAAGUCAAUCCCGGAAGAAGCAGAAUGAAAUCGUGGAGGACUUCCGAAAAGGCUUGGUAAACAUCAUCGUUGCAACAUCUAUUUUAGAGGAAGGUCUAGAUGUUCAAAGUUGCAAUCUGGUCGUCGGAUUUGACCCCGCAUCCAACAUUUGCAGUUUCAUACAAUCCCAGGGGCGUGCGAGAAUGCCUAACUCAGAUUAUCUGAUGAUGGUGAAAAGCGGAGAUCUGUUCACACAAUCUCGGUUAAAGAAAUAUAUCACUGGUGGGAAAAGAAUGCGUGAAGAUUCUUUGAGUCAUUCUCUUGUUCCCUGUCAACCUCUUCCAGAUGAUUCGUCCGGGGAUUUCUUCCGUGUCAACAGCACCGGAGCAAUUGUAACUCUUAGCUCAAGCGUCAGCUUAAUAUAUUUUUACUGCUCAAGGCUUCCUUCAGAUGAAUACUUCAAACCAACUCCUAGAUUUGAUAUAGACAAGGAUCAGGGGAUUUGCACACUUUACCUUCCUAAGAGCUGUCAAGUAAAAGAAGUUAGAGUUCAAGCAAACGGCAACGUGUUAAAACAAGCUGCAUGUCUUGAAGCUUGCAUUCAACUACACCAAGCUGGUGCCCUGACUGAUUAUCUUGUCCCUGACAUGGUUUUGAAGGAAUCUGUCCAACAAAAACUCGGGAAAAUCCACUAUGACACUGAACAGCCAAGUUACUUUCCUCCAGAGCUAGUCUCCCAGUUUUCAGCACUGAGGCGGACAACAUACCACUUCUACUCAAUAAGGAUGAAGACAGAAUUUCCAAGAGAUCUUCAUUUUAAGGAUAUUUUGCUGUGCACCAGGGUUGAGCUUGAAGAUGACAUUGGGAACACAUGCUUCCGGUUAGAAGAUCAUCGUGGCACAGUAGCUGUGACAUUGAGUUAUCUGGGAGCAUUUGACCUGACACAAGAUGAAGUAUUUUUGCUCAGUUAUAUCUCACUUGUAUCUCAGUUAAUAUCUGAUUCGAUCAGACUCUGUUUUUCUUGUGUUCAGGUCCUUCUGUGUCGAAGGUUUCAGAUAACUCUUUUCAGAGUUCUUUUGGAUCAUAGUGUGGAAAAUUUGAUGGCGGCGUUGGAAGGGUUGCAUCUCAGAGACGGUGUAGCACUUGAUUAUCUUUUAGUUCCAUCCACUCAUGAGCAAAAAGCAUCUCUUAUUGAUUGGGAGGUUAUAAGACCCGUGAACUUAACUAGUCUUAAAACUUGGGAAAGGCAUGUGGAUUGUUUUGCCAAGGAUGCUUCUUGCAUUCUUCAUACAAAAGACGGGUUUUUUUGCACCUGUGCCUUACAAAAUGCUUUGGUUUACACACCACAUAAUGGAAACGUCUACUGCACCAGAGGCAUUCUCAGAAAUUUAAAUGCAAAUUCUAUAUUGACGAAGAGAAAGUCUGGCGAUGAGACCUACAUGGAAUAUUAUGAGAAACGGCAUGAGAUUCGAUUAAAUUUUGUGGAUGAACCUCUUUUGAGUGGGAGACACAUUUUCACGCUGCAUAAUUACCUUCACAUGACCAGGAAGAAGAAGGAGAAAGAGAAUGACAGGGAGUAUGUUGAACUACCUCCUGAACUAUGUCAUGUCAUAUUGUCUCCAAUAUCAGUAGAUAUGAUCUAUUCAUAUAAGUUCUUGCCAUCUGUUAUGCAACGAAUUGAAUCUUUGCUUAUAGCAUUCAACCUUAAGAAGAGCAUCCCAAAAGUGAAUAUUCCAACCAUCAAGGUGCUGGAAGCUAUCACAACGAAGAAGUGCCAGGACCAGUUCCACUUGGAAUCACUAGAAACACUUGGCGACUCUUUUCUGAAAUAUGCAGUGUGUCAGCAUCUUUUCCAAGAAUAUCAUACUCAUCACGAGGGUCUUCUCAGCUCAAUAAAAGAUGGAAUGAUUUCGAAUGUCACACUCUGCAAAUUGGGAUGUCAACAGAAACUUCAGGGAUUUAUACGAAACGAGUGUUUUGAACCUAAAGGGUGGAUGGUUCCUGGUCAAUCAUCUGCAGCUUAUGCUCUUGUUAAUGAUAAUCUAUCCGUAUCUGGAAACAUGUACAUUGCUAGGAGGAGGAGUUUGAAACGCAAGAGUGUGGCUGAUGUUGUAGAAGCACUAAUUGGUGCAUAUCUUAGCGAGGGAGGUGAACUAGCAGCGUUAACGUUCAUGAACUGGGUUGGUAUAAAAGUCGAUUUCACACCUACGAUGAUCCAAAGAGAGCCAUCAAUACAAGCUGAGAAGCUUGUGAAUGUAAGCUAUAUGGAGUCUCUGUUGAACUAUAAAUUUAACGAUAAGUCUCUUCUUGUCGAGGCAUUGACUCAUGGCUCAUACAUGAUUCCUGAAAUUCCAAGAUGCUAUCAGCGGUUGGAGUUCCUCGGCGACUCUGUGUUGGAUUAUCUCAUAACGAAGCACUUGUACAACGAAAAUCCUAAUCUUUCUCCUGGUCUACUAACAGACAUGCGCUCUGCUUCUGUGAACAAUGAGUGUUAUGCUCAAGUAGCGGUGAAAUCAAACCUGCACAAACACGUUCUCCAUGCCUCUCAUGAUCUCCACAAACACAUCUCAAGAACAGUCAGUGAGUUUGAACGGUUGUCGUCUACGCAAUCCAGUUUUGGAUGGGAAUCCGAAAUAGCUUUCCCAAAGGUUCUUGGAGAUGUGAUAGAAUCUUUAGCUGGUGCGAUACAUGUUGACUCUGGUUACAACAAGGAAGUAGUGUUUGCGAGUAUAAAACCGUUAUUGGGAUGUAUGAUAACUCCAGAGACUGUGAAGUUGCAUCCUGUGAGAGAGUUGACAGAGUUGUGCCAGAAAGGUCAGUUCGAGUUGAGUAAAGCUAAAGGUUUCGAGAAUGGUGAAGCUUACUUCACUGUUGAGGUGAACGCUAAAGAAAUGAGUUUUGCUCACACAGCAAAGGCCUCUGAUAAGAAAAUGGCGAAGAAGUUGGCUUACAAAGAAGUCUUGAAUUUGCUUAAGAAGAGUCUGGACUCCUAAGUUUCUCAUUCUUGUUGAGUCGAAUUGAGAUAAUUAGUAUUUUGUUUAAUGCAGCUGCUGAUAUGUUAGCAAAGCAUGUUUUUGUUAUCGAGGAAGACUUUAUUGCUUCUACCAAACUCUUAAGUUAAUGAAAAAAGUUGUGAUUAA
Molecule: messenger RNA, 4535 nt
Organism: Eruca vesicaria subsp. sativa (arugula)
Lineage: Eukaryota; Viridiplantae; Streptophyta; Magnoliopsida; Brassicales; Brassicaceae
Source: the annotation of a GenBank genome assembly